This is a messenger RNA of Harmonia axyridis, 955 nucleotides long. Its product is annotated as RNA-binding protein 7. Gene Ontology annotation, molecular function: single-stranded RNA binding. The record is from RefSeq and is a predicted model, not a curated record. Gene Ontology annotation, biological process: regulation of alternative mRNA splicing, via spliceosome. NCBI's taxonomy places the organism in Eukaryota, Metazoa, Arthropoda, Insecta, Coleoptera, Coccinellidae. Bases 75 to 647 code for a protein of 190 amino acids. The transcript has a single exon. Gene Ontology annotation, cellular component: nucleus.
UCCUGUUGUUUGGCAAGAUUGUGAAAGUUUUGGAGUUUAGUUUAGAAGAAUUGAAGUAAAAGUGUUUCCAUAAGAUGGAUGAUGACGAAAGAACAAUUUGGUGCGGAAAUUUGUCCGAUAAAGUAACAGAAGAAAUAUUGUAUGAACUUUUUCUUCAAGCUGCUCCUUUACAACGUGUAAAUAUUCCACAAGACAAACAGGGACGUAAAUCUAAUUUUGGUUUCAUAGUAUUCAAACAUGUUCCGUCUGUUGAAUAUGCAGUUCAAUUGUUGAAUGGGACAAACCUGUUCGAUAAGCCUUUGAAUUUAAAACCUAGAUCAAAAGCAUCAGUUAAUGAUAAUAAAAAGUUCCAAUUCCAAUCUAGGGAUAGAUUAGAUGAUUCUCAUAGGAGGGAUAAGCAUAAUGAUUAUAUGGAACAAGAUUGUGAACCAAACUUUCAAAAUCUCAUGCAAAUGGGACAAAUGAUGAGAGUAUCACCAACUCAACCUGCCUACUCAUCAUCUGUAGAUAGAAGGGGAAAUAAUUUCAACGAUUUUAGGAAUAAUCGGAAUCAUCAAAGAGAAGAUCGAAAACCGUAUUCAAGAAACAAACCAAAAUUCAAUAGUAGAAAUCACAACCGUAGUUUUGAUAGACCCCGGUAUUAUUGAUUUCAGCUUUUGUACUUGUGUAUGAAGUUCUUGAAACAUGGAGAACUCUUGAUUAUUCCUUGUAUCAAGGAAUUGCAAUUUAUGUUCUACAACAAAUUUUUUGUGUAGUUUAUCUUAGAUUGUGUAUAUAAUGUUGAAAAAGCUUGGAAUGAAUAAGUUAAUAUUAAUAAAUUAACUUUUUGUGGUGAAAACCUUUGGAUUAAAUUUCAAUAUAUGUAAGCUAUAUUAAUCUUAUUUGUAUUUCAUUUUAAAAGUAGUUAAGGUCAAAUUGUAGAUACUUUUGAUAAUAAAAUUGUUGUUUAAACUUA